AUGGGGGAGACUCAGGCCGGGGUGGUUUGGAAGCAGUGCGACAGGGAGAGGAGUCAUAGUUGUGCAAAUCAGUGGUGGGCUAUCGGAGCGAAGUCGUCGACGACAAAGGAUUACAAGAUGGACGAUAAUCGUGAUGGACAUGUUUAUUUGUCGCAGGAGAACAAGAUUUUAUUUUGUCAUUUCUGCAAGACGAAGUUUGUAGGUGCUAUAAACAAUAGACUAAGUGUGCAACAGAAGAACUAUAUUCAAGGCACUCCAUUUUGGUGGUUUCCCAUGGUAACCGAUUCGGUGAAGAUUAGUAGGAAACUUUUGAGUCUGUUAUGUUACAACUGGGUUGAGAGAAGGGGAGGUUUUCGUAUUGGUGGGCAAGUCGUAGAAUUUAAUCUAUUAGAUGUUUGUUUGGGGUUAGGUUUGAGGGUUUUGGGUGAAAGAAUUGAUUUAAAUGAGACCAUUUCUGAUAGUGACACUUUGAAUCUUUUUGGUGGUCAAACAGUUACUGUGGAGUUGAUAUACCACUAUCUUUUGAAAUACGAUUAUGAUGUUGGUGGUGUGGAAGUCUUUUGCAGGAUUUACAUUUUGUUAGGGAUAUCAGAGUUCUUGUUGCCCAAUAAAAAGGGUAUUGUUUUCCCCAUAAUUUUUAAGCUAGUUGAUGAUAUUGACAACAUCGGCAAAUAUAAUUGGGGAACAUUAGUGUAUGAGUAUUUGGUUAGUAGCUUGUGCAUUGCUUCAUUGGGAUUGAAGAACGAGUCAGCCGCAAAGCAUUUUGAUGUUGUGGGCUGUGUUUAUUUGCUUCAGUUAUGGUCAUUUGAUCAUUUACUUGUGUGCAACACAAAGUUGACAUGUCGGAUGAACAAGUUUCCUCGACUUUUGCAUUGGAUGAAUGUCAAAGUUGGUGACAAAGUGAUAAUGAGAUCAUUUGACAAUAAAAUGUGUGUUGUUGAUGUGUCGGUGUCAGAUGAAGAACUUCGUCACGAUGUGGUUAAAGAAGCAUUUAAACAAUUUGGCAAUGCGUACAGAAAUGAAGAAAAAAAGGAGAAGGAAGAGGUUCUUCGUCUCCUGGAGUACGAAGAAGGUGAGAUAGCUAGUAUGGAACAUUCAAUUUCUGAAUUAGAAGAAAUGGUUGCAAAAGUUGAGGGUGAGGUUGGAAAUGAAGACUCCCCAAAUGAUGGUUGUGCUGAUGAUGUGUUUGAUGAUGACGAUGAUGAAGACGACGAAAUUUGUGAUGACCCUCCUGUUAAGCCGCAUGUGGAUGAAGAAGUUGUUGUAAACGAUGACGGUGGUCAACAUAGCAACAUGUAUGACCGUAUGAAGGCCCAACCACGAAGGCGGUUCAAGAGUGUUGCGACAAGAACACCUUUUUCUGUUUACGGGAAUAAGAAAAAUGCGAAACGAAAAUGA
Molecule: messenger RNA, 1398 nt
Organism: Vigna unguiculata (cowpea)
Lineage: Eukaryota; Viridiplantae; Streptophyta; Magnoliopsida; Fabales; Fabaceae
Source: RefSeq, a predicted model, not a curated record